This is a messenger RNA of Chelonoidis abingdonii (Abingdon island giant tortoise), 1152 nucleotides long. The record is from RefSeq and is a predicted model, not a curated record. NCBI's taxonomy places the organism in Eukaryota, Metazoa, Chordata, Testudines, Testudinidae.
UUUAAUACUUUUCUUCACUGUUUAAGCUAAUGCUUCCACCACAGUGCACAUCCUAAUUGUCUUCAGGAUUGCUGCUACUAAGAAGGAAAUACUGCAGAUCCAUCUAGCAAUCGGAGUAUGGCUAUGAACAAUGGCAAUAGUGAUUUUGUGGUCCUGAGUAAUGGCAGCAUCCUCUCCAGUGCUACCAGUCCCAGCAUCCUUUCAGCUACUGAUGGAGGCAUUGCAGCCCAACAUCUCCCCUCCAAGGAAGCACCAAGAGCAAAAGUGAGUCCAAAUGGAUGCCUGCAACUUAAUGGUACAAUCAAACCAUCCUUUCUGCCUUUAGACAACGAAAGAACUCAACAGAUGUUGACACAAUGCUUCCACCCUUGCCCAUACCAUCAUCCUAUAAGUAGCCAUAAUAAGCAGCAAGAAUGUCAUUCACUGGCUGGGAGCACAGCACCAUCUCCUAUGACUUCCUGCUGCCUGCAGCCACAUACUGAAUAUUCAACAUCUAUCUGCCAAAAACAUACGCCUAUGUAUCAGGCCACCCGCUGCCUUCAACACUCCCCAUCAUUCUGCCUUCAUCAUCAGUGGCCUGACCAUUUUCAACAUCAGUCUGUUCAACAACAUGUAGCCAGUGUAAGACCUGCCAGACCAUUCAAAUUACCAAAAAGUUAUGCAGCCCUGAUAGCCGACUGGCCUGUGGUGGUUCUAGGCAUGUGUACUGUGUUAAUAGUGGUGUGUGCAUUGGUCGGCAUAUUAGUUCCAGAUCUUCCAGACUUCUCUGAUCCUUUGCUGGGUUUCGAGCCAAGAGGGACUGCAAUAGGCCAGAGAUUAGUCACAUGGAAUAAUAUGGUGAAAAACACAGGGUACAAAGCAACAUUGGCAAAUUAUCCUUUUAAAUAUGCAGAUGAACAGGCUAAAAGUCAUCAGGAUGACAGAUGGUCAGAUGAUCACUAUGAGAGAGAGAAAAGGCAAGCAGAUUGGAAUUUCCACAAAGACAGCUUUUUCUGCGAUAUUCCAAGUGAUCGAUACUCACGAGUGGUGUUUACUUCCACAGAAGGAGAGAACUUGUGGAACUUGCAUGCAAUUAAAUCAAUGUGCAGUGUAGAUAAUUUGAGGGUAAGUAAAGAAAACCUUUUUCAUCUGGAUUAAGCAGAGCAAUAUAUA